UCUCUGACAAGGACCUGAAGUUGCUUUGUUGACUUGAAUUAUUUCAGAGGGAGGACCUAUUUAGUUAUUCAGUGAAUCCCACCUGCAAAGACCGAGAACCUAACCCCUUUGCACUGAGAUUUCCAAUCUGGUUAUUCUGUGUAUUCCCUCCAGUGUAUACAGGGAAAACAUGUCUGUAAUUGGAGAUGCUGCUCUAUCCGCUUUCUUUCAAGUUUUAUUUCACAAGUUGAGCUCACCUGAGUUGCUUAAGUUUGCUGAUGAAAAGCAGGUCCAUUCUGAGCUCAAGAAGUGGGAGAAAAUACUUGUCAAAAUCCAUGCAGUUCUUGAUGAUGCAGAGGAGAAACAAUUGGCUAACAGAUUGGUGAAAAUCUGGCUAACAGAGCUUAGAGACUUGGCUUAUGAUGUGGAAGAUAUCUUAGAUGAGUUUGCCACUGAAGCUUUGCGGCGGAAGUUGAUGGCAGAGCCUCCUCAACUUUCUAUGAGUAAGGUACCAAAGAAUCUCAUCCCUGGUUGCUUUUCAAUUUAUAAUCCUCGAACUGUUAAGAACAACGUUACCAUGGGGAAGAAAAUAGAGGAGAUCACUAGGAGAUUGCAAGAAAUUGCUAUGCAGAGAAGUGAUUUGGAUGUGAGAGAGGGUAUUGAAGGCCAGUCUACUAAACGAUGGAGGAGUUCCUGUUCAUCCAGUACGUGUCUGCCAAAUGAACCUCUAGUAUAUGGGAGGGAAAAGGAUAAACGGAAGAUGCUUGAAUUGAUGCUAAGGGAAAGCCAGAGUGAUGAUUCCAACGUUCAAAUAAUUCCCAUUGUAGGAAUGGGUGGGGUUGGCAAGACGACACUUGCUAGACUGGUCUACAAUGAUGAAUCAGUUGUGACACAUUUUGAUCUUAAGGCAUGGGUUUUUGUCUCUGAUGAAUUUGAUGUAAGGAGAAUAACCAAAUCCAUUCUUGAGUCAAUCACUUUCCAACCUUGUGAUUUGAAGGAUUGGACUCUGGUUCAGGUCAGGCUGUAUGAGGCUUUAGGAGGGAAGAAAUUUUUGCUUGUGUUAGAUGAUGUUUGGAACAAGAAUUAUGGUGAUUGGGAUGCACUUCGAUCGACAUUUCGAGGUGGAGCACCAGGAAGCAAGGUUAUACUGACAACACGUAACACAAAUGUGGCUUUAAUGACGGGAACUAAAGGAUACCACUCCUUGGAGAUUAUAUCAGAGGAUGAUUGUUGGUCAGUGUUUGCACAACAUGCAUUUGAGAAUAAAAACAUCAGUGCAUAUCCAAUUCUAGAGAUCAUUGGAAGAAAAAUUGUGAAGAAAUGUGGAGGUUUGCCCCUGGCAGCACGAACUCUUGGUGGCCUUUUACGAACUAAGACGAGGGAAGAUGAGUGGCAAGCUAUUUUGAAUAGUGCCAUAUGGAAUUUAUCAGAUGAUGAAAGUGACAUUCUUCCAGUGUUAAGAUUAAGCUAUUACCAUCUCCCUUCAGAUUUAAAGAGGUGUUUUGCCUAUUGUGGAGUAUUCCCAAAGGGCUAUGAAUUUGAGGAAUACGAGCUAGUACUUCUAUGGAUGGCAGAAGGUUUGAUUGUACCACCACAAGAGAAAAUUAAUAUGCACAUGGAAGAUUUGGGUAGUGAGUACUUUCGUGAGCUAUUAUCGAGGUCAAUUUUUCAGGUAUCAGUUAGCAAUAAAUCUCGGUUUGUAAUGCAUGACUUUAUUAAUGAUCUAGCUCAGUGGGUUGCUGGAGAAACAUGUUUUAGGUUGGAGGAUGAAUUGGAGGGUUAUCAGCAAUCUAGAGUUUUCAAGAAAGCCCGCCAUUCAUCUUACAUUCACCACAAUUUUGACAACAUCCAAAAAUUUACGGCCUUCUAUGAAGUGAAGGGGUUAAGGACCUUCCUUCCACUAGGAUAUCAAGGAUGCUGGUUAACUUAUAAUGUUCUGUUUGAUCUGUUGCCAAAGCUGAAAUGCUUAAGGGUUUUAUCUUUAAGUGGGUAUAACAUCAGUGAGCUAGCGAAGUCAAUCGGUGAUCUAAAGCAUCUAAGGUACCUUAACCUUUCUCACACCAAAAUUAGAAGUUUACCAGAAUCAAUAGUUGCUCUAUGCAACUUGCAGACAUUGUUGUUAGUAGGUUGUUUCAAUCUAGAGAAGUUGCCUAGACAAAUAGGAAGUUUUAUCAGCUUGCGUCAUCUUAAUUUGACAAAUGCAAUUUCAAUAAGAGAUAUGCCAUUGGGAAUGAAUGAAUUGAAAUGUCUACGAACAUUGUCAGAUUAUCAUGUGGGCAAAUAUAAUGGAGCUGGCAUAAGAGAGUUGAUGAACUUGAAUUUUCUGUGUGGGGCAUUAUGCAUUUCUAGGUUGGAGAAUGUGACUAAUAUUCAGCAUGCAAGUGAGGCAAAUUUAAUCAGUAAGCAGGGUUUAGAUGUGUUAAAGCUGAAAUGGGCUUCUGAAUUUGAUGAUUCACGAAAUGAACGAGUGGAAAGAGAUGUAUUAGACAUGCUACAACCUCAUAACAAGCUGAAAGAGCUAACAAUUAGGUGCUAUGGUGGUGUGACAUUUCCAGCAUGGGUAGGACAACCUUCAUUCUCUGACAUGGCUGUCCUAAGGUUAGAGAAUUGUAAGAGAUGUACAUCCCUGCCUCCACUUGGGUUACUAGGCUCUCUCAAGGAUCUUGCUAUGGUUGGAAUGUCUAGUAUUAAGAUAGUGGGUCCUGAGUUUUAUGGGGAGGCUUGCUUAAAACCUUUUCCAUCGCUUGAAUGUUUACAACUUGAGGAGAUGCAUGAGUGGGAGGAAUGGAUUCCUUGUGGAGCUGGUUAUGAAGAAUUUCCUUGUUUGCGUGAGCUUUCUAUAAAAACCUGUUGCAAACUGUCAAGAGAGUUGCCCAGUUGUCUUCCAUCAUUGGAAAAACUAGCAAUUUCCAAAUGUGAGCAAUUGGUUGUUUCAAUUCCUAGCCUUCCAUUGCUCUGCAAAUUAGAAAUUGAAGCAUGCAAAAAUGUAGUACAUAGAGGUGCAGCAGAAAUUAGCUCGCUUAACUCCUUGGUUCUUUCAAAAAUUUCCAAUUUGACAAAUCUAGAAUUGGGGCUUGCUCUAGCGUUAACAAAAGUGAGGGAUUUGAAGAUUGUUGGUUGUCAAGAGCUGAGAUUUUUAUGUCAGAAUGAGGCGAGACCACUGCAACAAUUCACUUCUCUUCACCAUUUGGUCAUUGAGAGCUGUCCUCAACUUUUCUCCUUGGUGGCUGAGAUUGAAGAUCAACUGGAUGAGGGAUUAACUUGCUUACUGGAGUCUCUAAAAAUAAUGGACUGUGAAAGGCUUGAGAAGGUACCAAAACUACUGCAUAGCUUCAUGUUUCUUAGAGAGCUAUAUAUCGUGAAUUGUCCCAGACUUGAUUUCUUACCAGAUACUAGUUUUCCGCCCUUGCUGAAAGUAGUAUGGAUUAGAAAUUGCAAUUCUUUGGUAUCUUUUUUUAAGGCUAUGGAGAAAAAUAACACGCAUCUUGAACAAUUGCGAAUUGAAGAAUGUAGUUCUCUGAUAACCUUUGCCAGAGGCCAGCUACCACAAACGUUAAAAAGGCUGGAGAUAGAACAUUGUAAGAAUUUGCAGUGCUUGUUAGAUGAGGGUGAUAGUUAUUCCACAUCUUCUUCAAUGAUGCAGAAGAAGAAUUUUAACUACAGUUGCAACACCACAUCUCUUCUUGAACACCUUUAUAUUUGGGACUGUCCAUCUUUGAAGUUCCUAUCAUCAGGAGGUGAGUUACCUGCCGUGCUUCAACAUGUUAGCAUCGGAAGUUGUCCAUCUCUCAUGGCAUUUUCACCAAGAGGCGAGCUACCUUCUAUGCUAAAGCACCUUGAGAUUAUUAAUUGUCCAAAGCUGGAAUCAGUUGCAGAUAGGUUUCAGAAUGGUGCAUCUCUUGAACAUAUUGAGAUAUGGUACUGUGAAAAUCUCAAGUCCAUACCCAAUGGCCUGCACAAUCUCAUCCAUCUUCAUUGGAUUGAAAUUAUUGGGUGUUCAAGUCUUCUUUCAUUUCCUGAAGGAGGGUUUCCAGCCAAUAGUUUGCGGGAGGUCCAUAUCUCUGAUUGCAGAGCUCUUUCAGCUCUGCCCAAUGCCAUGCACAAUCUCACAUCUCUUCAACAACUGAGAUUACAUGAAUGUCCAGGCAUUGUAUGCUUGCCAAGAGAAGGGUUUCCCACUAACCUAACAUCACUUGAACUCUCUAAUCUUAAGAUCUAUAAGCCAAUGUUGGAGUGGGGAUUGCACAGGAUUGCCACUCUUAAACGACUCUCUAUCAUGGGUGGAUGUCUAGACAUGGUGUCCUUUCCACAUGAAUAUAUGCUGCCAACCAGCAUAACAAGGCUGACCAUUGGCGAUUUUCCCAGUUUGGAAUACUUAUCCUUCACCUCAAGUGGGUUUCAGAACUUCUCUUCUCUUGAAUAUUUGCGCGUGUCUCAUUGCCCAAAGCUCCUAUCCUUUCCAGAUGAAGGCCUUCCCAUCUCACUCCUGCAACUAUAUAUCUCGGGAUGUCCUUUGCUAAAACAGCGGUGCAAGAAAUACAAAGGACGAGAAUGGUUUAAGAUAGCUCACAUACCUUACGUUGAGAUAGAUGGGAGAUUUGUCUUUGACCCAGAAAACUGAAGAACAAUGAGCAGCAAAGGUUCCCACUUUGUAAUUGGUGACUUGUGCAGCUAAAUUUACACAAUGAGGUGUUGGUUUCAGAAAUUUUCACUGCUUUUGGGUCUUAGCUUCAAAAAAUUUUGAAUAUUACAUAAGAAAUCUAAUAUAACUAAUCUGUAUUGGCCUCGGUUGUUUUGGUAUCUGAUUCUAGAGUAGUUGUAGGAAGCAUCUAAAAGCACGUAUGAAACUUCUAGUUCAAAAUUCGAGCGUCUUCUUCCGCGAAUAAUGUGAUUUAUGUGAUUCUUUAUUCAUUUCGGUUUUGCUUUCUGUUAUUCUACAGGGCAAUUUUUGAUUACCUAA
This is a messenger RNA of Hevea brasiliensis (rubber tree), 4939 nucleotides long. RefSeq names its product putative disease resistance RPP13-like protein 1. Gene Ontology annotation, molecular function: ADP binding; protein binding. Gene Ontology annotation, biological process: defense response to other organism. The transcript has 2 exons. NCBI's taxonomy places the organism in Eukaryota, Viridiplantae, Streptophyta, Magnoliopsida, Malpighiales, Euphorbiaceae. The record is from RefSeq and is a predicted model, not a curated record. Bases 170 to 4600 code for a protein of 1476 amino acids.